Messenger RNA from Aspergillus japonicus CBS 114.51, 966 nucleotides. Its product is annotated as FAD-binding oxidoreductase. Gene Ontology annotation, molecular function: flavin adenine dinucleotide binding. The coding region runs from base 1 to 966 and encodes 321 amino acids. The transcript has 5 exons. NCBI's taxonomy places the organism in Eukaryota, Fungi, Ascomycota, Eurotiomycetes, Eurotiales, Aspergillaceae. The record is from RefSeq and is a predicted model, not a curated record.
AUGGCUUCAGUUGUUGUGUACGCAGCCGGUGCUGUUGGGCUAUGGGCAGCGGCAAGGUUUUACAACCAUCAGCCAGCUACCAGUCCCACAGCCUGCAACCUGCUUAGUUCCCAACUUCAAGGACUUGUUUCCCUUACGCACAGUCCCGGCUACAACGAGUCCAUCGCGUGCGUGGUCCGGCCCACCUCCGCCAGAGAUGUCUUAAUUAUUGUCGAGAUUAUGGUCCUAGUGCACCGCGAGCGGGGUGAGCCGUUUGCUAUCCGCAGCGGCGGACACGGCUUGUCUGCCGGGGCAGCGAAUAUCAAGGACGGCGUUACCGUCGACCUCCGCAGCAUCAGCACCGUCGAGGUCCUGGAUCCGCUCAACAUUAUCGUCACAGGUGGAUGCGAUGCUGCCAUCGGGGCAGGAGGCUUCCUGACGGGUGGUGGCAUCGGCGUCCCCAGCGUGACGGCAGGAUGGGGCUGCGACGACGUGCUCGAGUACGAGAUUGUUGUGGCCAGCGGGGAGAUUCUGCGUGUUUCUGCAGAUAGACAUCCGGAUCUCUUCGUGGCUCUGAAAGGCGGGUUGAACAACUUUGGUGUGGUGACCCAAUUCACUAUGCGGACGCACCCCAUCGGCAAGCUGUGGGCGGGCUUCACCGCGUACCCCGGGGCGGAUGCGCCGCGCCUCCUGGCCGCGUACUUGGACUUCAUGGAGCCGGCGAACAGGGACCCCCAUGUGGGCUUGAUUGAGUUGUACGGCUGGACGUGUAAGCAUGCCGCCGUCUAUGCGACUUUGAUCCUGCUGUACUCCCUGCCACACCCGUAUCCCGCGGUCUACCAAAACCUGAUCGACAAUAGCACCGUGCUGUAUAACACCUUGCGAGCGAUGAAUGAAGUCGAUUCAGAAGAAAGUGGAUACAUUAUUUCUCGGUACAACCGUCGAAGUUGCAAGGAUACUGUAUACUAUAUAAAUCGUGUGGGAUGA